This is a messenger RNA of Folsomia candida, 1867 nucleotides long. Its product is annotated as potassium voltage-gated channel subfamily A member 7. The coding region runs from base 293 to 1858 and encodes 521 amino acids. Gene Ontology annotation, cellular component: voltage-gated potassium channel complex; membrane. The transcript has 10 exons. Gene Ontology annotation, molecular function: delayed rectifier potassium channel activity. The record is from RefSeq and is a predicted model, not a curated record. Lineage: Eukaryota; Metazoa; Arthropoda; Collembola; Entomobryomorpha; Isotomidae. Gene Ontology annotation, biological process: protein homooligomerization; potassium ion transmembrane transport.
CUUUGGAGUUUUGACCACCUUUGUCCUCGCCUCGUUCGGCGUUUUCAUCACGAUCGGAGUGGUCACGGAUAACAAGAGUCAUCACUCCCAGCGUGUGAGGACCUCCAGCAUCGAGGGGCUCAGAGGACAUUUUUUUGGGAAACCUGGAACUUCUCUGGCCGACGUGGUGAAGCCUUCGUAUUUGAAGAGCAGUUGGAGUAAAUUUUGGACCGUGACGUUGCCCUCGAGGAUCAAGAAUUUCUAUGUGGAAGCCUUAUUCGUCCCCGCAUUUCGAUGGGAAUGGGGCAAGUAUAUGGACUGGAGUUUUCGCAGUCCUCCCCGUCUCGAAAAUCAACAAGGCAAAGUAAAAAUUCGGAUCAAACGUCGCCGAAAGACGAAAACCUCGAUAAACGUGAAACUUCCGAAAUACGGGGAAUCCUCGAGCGCCCCGGUCACGGCGAGACCGCAAGUUCACGACCACUCGCAGUGCGCCCUUGUCCGCAUCAACGUGGGCGGACGCCGGUUCGACACCCAGGUUCGGACUCUGCUCCAAUUUCCGGGAUCUCUGCUGGGCGACCCGCAAAGAAGGGCGAGAUUUUAUGAUGCGGAGCGUGAUGAAUACUACGUUGACCGGAAUGCAACCUCGUUUGAAGCCAUUAUGUACUAUUAUCAAACUGGAGGAGUGCUCCGGAGACCGUUUAAUGUCGGGGUGGACAUGUUUUUGGAAGAAUUGAAGUUUUACGACUUGGGCGCAACGGCCAUCGAACGGUACAAGAACGACGAAGGGUUUCUGGCCGAGGAGGAGAAACGCUUGCCAAAAAAUUUGCUCCAGCGGAAACUUUGGCUUUUACUGGAAUUUCCGGAGAGUUCAUUUCAAGCGAGGAUUGUCGCCAUCAUGUCCGUUCUGGUCAUCAUAAUUUCCAUUUUGACCUUUUGCAUCGAGACGAUCCCCGGAUUUGCGGUGGACGUGGACAACAGCGAAGAGAUCGAUUUCCAGGACCCCUUCUUUCUCGUCGAGACGAUUUGCAUUUGCUGGUUCACGUUCGAGUUUGCGACGAGAUUUUUGACCUGUCCCAGCAAAGCCAGUUUUACGAAAAGCUUCACAAAUUUGAUCGAUUUCGUCGCAAUUGUUCCGUACUUUGUGGCCAUGAUUUUCUACAAGACGAGCAGCAGCCACGCCAAAUAUUUGACGAUUCUUCGCGUCAUCCGUCUCGUCCGUGUGUUCCGGAUUUUAAAGCUUUCUCGACAUAAUAAGGGGCUCAAAAUUUUGGGGAAAACGUUGAAAGCGUCGAUCCGAGAGUUGGGCCUGUUGAUUUUCUUCCUGGUCAUCGGUAUCAUCGUUUUUUCCAGCGCCGUCUACUUUGCAGACAUUGACGAAGAGAAUACCGACUUUAAAUCCAUUCCGGAAGCGUUUUGGUGGGCCGUUGUGACAAUGACGACAGUCGGAUACGGGGACGUUUAUCCGCGUUCCCUCAUCGGAAAAAUUUUCGGGAGCAUGUGCGCCAUCGCGGGAGUGCUGACCCUGGCGCUACCCGUGCCUGUUAUCGUGUCCAAUUUCAAUACUUUCUACCACCGCGAAGACCACCACAAAGAUAUGGAUGCCGGAAGUGCGCUGGACGAUUUCACCCACACGGAACAGUGUCCCUUCCUCUCGGGCAGUUAUGACAGGGACGGCUCCGUCAUGGUGGACGAUGUCCCCCAGAGUCCCCACCCCCAGAGGAAAACGUUGACGAUAAAGCUAAGGGGAAGGAAGCAGAAAGUCGGAGAAAUGUCAACUUUACUGAUAAAUCAAAAGAUAAAUUGUCUCAGAUUCAGUGAAUUUUUGAAUUUCUACGAAAUUAAGGUCAGUUUCAGGCAUAAUAUUUACGGUGCAAUUUAAUUUAACGGA